Molecule: messenger RNA, 3685 nt
Organism: Dama dama (fallow deer)
Lineage: Eukaryota; Metazoa; Chordata; Mammalia; Artiodactyla; Cervidae
Gene: NOLC1
Product: nucleolar and coiled-body phosphoprotein 1
Exons: 13
Coding region: 52-2169 (705 amino acids)
Cellular component (GO): nucleolus; nucleoplasm
Molecular function (GO): protein binding
Source: RefSeq, a predicted model, not a curated record
UUUCUUGAGUCCUGUGCGUCCGCGACGGUAGUGACGCGUAUUAUCGGGAGGAUGGCGGACGCCGGCUUACGCCGCGUGGUUCCCAGCGACCUGUAUCCCCUCGUGCUCGGCUUUCUGCGAGAUAACCAGCUCUCGAGCGUGGCCAAUAAAUUCGUCAAGGCAACAGGCGCUACCCAGCAGGAUGCCAACGCUUCUUCCCUUUUGGAUAUCUAUAGUUUCUGGCUCAACAGGUCCACCAAGGCCCCAAAGCGGAAGUUACAGGCAAAUGGACCAGUGGCUAAGAAGAAGACUUCAUCCAGUGACAGCAGUGAAGACAGCAGUGAGGAGGAAAAAACCCAGGGGCCUCCAGCUAAGAAAGCUGCUGUACCUGCCAAGCAGGCCAGUCUGCUUCAGCAUCCUGGAAAGGCUGCAGUCAAAGCAUCAGAGAGCAGCAGCAGCAGCAGUGAAGAAUCCAGUGAUGAUGAGGAGGAAGAAGACAAAAAGAAAAAGCCUGUUGAGAAGGGAGUUAAGCCGCAGGCCAAGACAGUCAAAGCUCCUCCUAAGAAGGCCGAGAGCUCUGAUUCCGAUUCUGACUCAAGCUCAGAGGAUGAGGCACCAAAGAACCAGAAGCCUAAGACAACACCUGUGGCAGUGAAAACUCAGGCUAAAGCCCCAGCCAAACCAGGUACAUCAGCUCGGCCAGCACCUAAAGUCGCCAACGGCAAAGCACCUAGCAGCAGCAGCAGCAGCAGCAGCAGUGAUGAUGACUCAGGGGAGGAAAAGGCAAUAGCCAUCUCUAAGAAGACCAUACCUAAAAAGCAAGUUGUGGCUAAGGCCCCAGUGAAAGCAGCUGCCGCACCUGCCCAAAAGAGUUCCAGCAGUGAGGACUCCUCCAGUGAUGAGGAGGAAGAGGAGCAGAAGAAAAAGCCCAUGAAGAAAAAACCAGGUCCCUAUAGCUCAGUCCCCCCGCCUUCUGUUCCCCGACCCAAGAAGUCCCUGGGAACUCAGUCCCCCAAGAAAGCUGCAGAGAAGCAGCAGACUGUGGAGAGCAGUGAGGAGAGCAGCGACGAGUCUGAUUCAAGUUCUGAGGAAGAAAAGAAACCUCCAGCUAAGGCAGUCAUCACCAAGGCAGCUACUAAAGCAGCUCCAGCAAAGAAGGCAGCAGAGAGCUCUUCAGACAGCUCAGACUCCGACAGUUCUGAGGAUGAAGCUCCUGCCAAGCCAGCCGGUACCCCCAAGAAUCCCUCAAGUAAACCAGCCGCCACUCCCAAGCAGCCUGCAGCUAAGUCAGCCGCCACUCCCAAGCAGGCCGCGGGCAGUGGCCAGAAGCCUCUAACCAGAAAGGCUGACAGCAGCUCCAGCGAGGAGGAGAGCAGUUCUAGUGACGAGGAAGAGACAAAGAAGACUGUAGCCACCCCUAAGUCCAAGGCGACAGUCAAAGCAGCCCUGUCUUUACCUGCCAAGCAGGCCUCUCAGGGUGCUGGGGGCAGCAGCUCAGAUUCAGACAGCUCCAGCAGCGAGGAGAAGGAAGAGAAGACACCUAAACCCCCAACUAAAAAGCCACGGAAGGAGGUGGAAGCCGUAGCCCCUUCCAAACCAGCCUCCGUGAAGAAAGCAAAGGCCGAAAGCAGCAGCAGUUCUUCCUCUGAUGACUCCAGUGAGGAGGAGGAGGAGGAGAAACCCAAGGGCAAGGGCACUCCAAGACCACAGGCCACCAAGACCAAUGGCACCUCGGCACUGACUGCCCAGAAUGGAAAAACAGACCGGGGCAGCAACGAGGAGGAGGAGGACAAGAAAAAGGCAGCAGUGGCGGUUGCUAAGCCAGGUUCAGAAAAGAAGAAGAAGAAGAAGAAGAAUGAGGCUGCUAAGGAGGCAGAGACUCCUCCAGCAAAGAAGAUAAAGCCUCAGACCCCCAACACAUUUCCUAAAAGGAAGAAGGGAGAACGAAGGGCAUCCUCCCCAUUCCGAAGGAUCAGGGAAGAGGAGAUCGAGGUGGAUGCUAGAGUGGCAGACAAUUCCUUUGACGCCAAGCGGGGUGCAGCCGGAGACUGGGGGGAGCGAGCCAAUCAGGUUCUGAAGUUCACCAAAGGCAAAUCCUUCCGGCAUGAGAAAACCAAGAAGAAGCGGGGCAGCUACCGGGGAGGCUCCAUCUCUGUCCAAGUCAACUCUGUUAAGUUUGACAGCGAGUGACCAUGGGCUGUCUAUGGCACAGCAAGGGUGAUGAUCUGAGCCCACUCACCGUCACAGUAGACCUGGGAAUCCUAGGCUUUAUCAAGGGAGGGUCUUGGUGAAGAGAGCAGUUUAGAAUAGGUCUGAAGACUCUGCACUGUAACACCCUCUAAGGUCCUUUUUUGUGUUCGUGGUUUUGUACAGAUUUGUUUUUUGAGUGUUGGGUAGCAAGGACAAAGAAUGUUCAUUUUUAAGAAAAAUUGUAGUUGUCGUUCCCUCCAUGUUCUGUGAAAGUCUUCAUACUGAAAAACGUGUAUAUUUUCUAUUAAAUAAUUUCUUAUUGAUUUUUGUUGUGGUUUUCAGAGGUGGGUUCCCACAGAUUAAUCUUAGCUAUCCCAAGACUUGGUAAAGGUCACUAAGAAUUUUUAUAAUUGGAGAAUUCUGCCCAUGUGAGUGCUUGUGUCCACUUUUCAUCCUUCCUACCCCUCAGAGCCCUGAUGAGGGGCAGUUAGCAUUCACCAUUGUUAAUGUAUAUAUCUUUUAAGCAUGAAUUAUGUACCUCAUUCAUGGGGUAUAGGACUGAAAUCUUCAGCCAGCAUGGACUUACCUACUUUGGAGGAUAAAAGUCAUUGUUUUGUUUCAGACAAAAUUCUAAUGUGUGAAUACCCUAGGGUCUGGAUAUUUUGUUUUUUUGUAUUUUUAUUAUCACAUAAUGUUUGCAAUAUAUGUUUGUUAAUUUAAAAGCAUAAACUUUUUUUAUUGUUCAAAGAUAAUUUUUGAUUGGCUUCUGAGGACUAUAUCUUCUCAGUUUUUUUACAUUUUAGAGCACAAAAUUUAAUCUGAAAAGCCCUUAUCACUUGGUAUUUCUGUCUUGGUAGCAUGGUGACACAAAAUAGUUUGAUUAACUUCUUACAUGUUUGGGAGUCACUGAUCAAGAAAGUGAAGGAAGAAAAUCUAUAAUGAAAAACCUCAGUCCUCAGUAGGAAUUAGGUUACAUUAGUCAGGUGAAUUUAUAGGUUAUAGGUAACCUAAGUAUACGCUAACGGAGAGGAGAAGGACCUUUACAAAGCAUUUUAUCUGGUAUUACUUGAGUUAGAGGGGGGUUGGGAGAGCAUUCUAACAGGGUUAUUGUGUCUUGUAGUUGGUACAUGGGAGCAACUCAUAUGCCCCCUUUAGAACCUGACUGUCAGUAUCAGUGGAGGUAACAAUAAAAAAACCUGUGAGUAGAGAUACAGCUCUUGGGCCGUGCAGGCUGAUUGUAGAGCUGUAGGAGCAAGUGAGGAGGAAAGUUGAGUUCUCCAGUCUCUCCAAGUUCUCUGGUCCUGGGGUGUCCCUGUGUUGGGAAAGUGUGUCCUAAGUUUAUAGAUGAGGUGUAAGUUAAGGUUAGCCUCCCCUUGUUUGGGUUCCAAGUAACCUGAUAACCUGGUUUUCUGUGUAACUGCUGCUAGGAAGAAAGUAUGCUGACAUACAUAAAAAGUCUGCAUGGUGAAAGUUCUACAUCUUACUAGAAAAUAAUAAACUGACUGGUUUAUAUGUG